GUGAACUCCAGCCUUAGGUUCCAGGGGUUGGACCCGGUGUCUAACCCACUUGCAGUAGCUGCUCGGUGGUGUGGUGGUGAUGGUGAGGAACUGUGGGGACCUCCAGCUUUCCUGGAUGUCUACCCAUGUGGUAAAAUAAUGUUGCUGGUGAAAGUGUGUUUGGCAUUAGAAAGUGAGUUUGUUUCCUGCCAGCUUCACCAGUGGAUUGAUCUGAUUUUUGGCUACAAGCAGCAAGGGCCAGAGGCUGUUAGGUCCCUGAAUGUGUUCUACUAUUUGACGUACGAAGGAGCUGUUAAUUUAAGCUCAAUAACGGAUACUGUAUUGAGAGAGGCUGUCGAAGCUCAAAUACGAAGUUUUGGACAGACCCCUUCCCAACUGCUCAUAGAACCACAUCCUCCAAGAAGUUCAGCCAUGCAGGUGUAUCUCCUCCUGCAGAGUCCGUUGAUGUUCACAGACCAAUCUCAACAGGACGUUAUCAUGGUUCUAAAGUUCCCAUCCAACUCCCCUGUCACUCACGUAGCAGCCAACACCCAGCCUGGUCUGGCCACUCCUGCUGUGAUCACAGUUACUGCAAAUAGGCUAUUUGCUGUAAACAAGUGGCAUAAUCUUCCUGGUGCUGUACAAGACCAGCCUUACCAGCUGCCAGUGGAAAUCGAUCCUCUCAUAGCCAGCAAUACGGGUAUGCACAGAAGGCAAAUCACUGACCUUUUAGACCAAAGCAUUCAGGUACAUUCCCAGUGUUUUGUCAUCACCUCUGAUAAUCGUUACAUCUUGGUCUGUGGCUUCUGGGACAAGAGUUUCCGAGUUUAUUCUACCGACUCAGGUAAACUGAUGCAAGUCAUAUUUGGACACUGGGAUGUUGUAACCUGUCUUACUCGUUCUGAGUCCUAUAUUGGAGGAAAUUGUUACAUUCUCUCAGGAUCACGUGAUGCAACAUUGCUGCUCUGGUACUGGAAUGGCAAAACCAAUAUCAUUGGUGAUAACCCAAGAAGAGGUGAUUUUGCAACUCCUCGAGCUGUUUUGACAGGACAUGACUAUGAGAUCACCUGUGCUACCAUUUGUGCUGAACUUGGCCUGGUAAUAAGUGGUUCGAAAGAAGGACCAUGUCUCAUACAUUCUAUGAAUGGAGAUCUACUGAGGACAUUAGAAGGUCCUGAAACAUUAGAAGGUCCUGAAAACUGCCUGAGACCAAAACUUAUUCAAGCUUCAAGAGAAGGCCACUGUGUCAUAUAUUAUGAAAACGGCCUCUUCUGUGUAUUCAGUGUGAAUGGGAGACUUCAAGCCACUAUGGAAACAGAUGACAAGAUAAAGGCAAUUCAGCUGAGUCGAGAUGGACAGUAUCUGCUUACGGGUGGAGACAAUGGAGUUGUCAUGGUGUGGCAGACGUGGGACCUCAAGCGGCUUUUUGCUUACCCAGGAUGUGAUGCUGGAAUCCGAUCCAUGGCCCUGUCGUAUGACCAAAGGUGCAUAAUGACUGGCAUGGCAUCUGGGAGCAUAGUGGUUUUCUACAAUGAUUUCAAUCGUUGGCACCACGAGUACCAAACCAGAUACUGA
This is a messenger RNA of Tauraco erythrolophus (red-crested turaco), 1554 nucleotides long. NCBI's taxonomy places the organism in Eukaryota, Metazoa, Chordata, Aves, Musophagiformes, Musophagidae. The record is from RefSeq and is a predicted model, not a curated record.